AACGUCUUGCUACUUAAUAGUUUUACGGUAGCGACUAGGCAGUGGAAUAAAUUAUUUGUUGCUUAUAGAAAUUAUUCCAUACACAUACUAUUUUUGCUGUCAUAAUUUUAUAUUAUUUCUUGUAAAACUAAAUAUUUCGAUAAAAUGGCUGCUCGUAUGUUUGAUUUUCAAGGAUUACGUGAAACGUUAAUUGAUCAAACUUCUACAGAAUUGGAGUGGACAGAGUCUGAAGAAAGUGACUGUGACAUUUUCACCGAGUUUUUAGAUCAUGAGUUCAUGUAUGAGUCUACAGAUGAUUCACUAUAUUCAAAAUAUAGUCCAAUCAAAGAAACAAUUCCUACUAAUAAUUCUGACUAUUAUUUAGGAAAAGAUAAAAUCACUAAAUGGUAUAAAGUACCGUUAAAAAAACCAGAUCGAGAAUUUUUGGAAAUAUUGAAACCAUCAACUGGAUCUCAUAAUAAUGCUUCUUAUACUAACACUAUUAUUGACUGUUGGCUGUUAUUUAUUGAUGAUAAGAUUUUUGAACUUGUUGUUCAUUAUACAAAUUUAUUUAUUGCUAAAUUACGACCGCUAUUUAAACAGAAACAAGAUUGCAACGAUACAAAUGUAAAAGAAAUUAAAAGUUUUGUAGGUUUACUUGUACUGAUGGGACUGUUAAAAUCAAAAAAUCAAAAUUGUGAUGAGUUAUGGGAACAGUGUGGAUUAGGUGUUGAUGUUUUUCGAUUAACGAUGAGUUUGAGUCGUUUCAAAUUUUUGUUGCGUACAAUACACUUUGAUGAUGAAAAUGAUAGACUCUCCAGAAAAGAAAUUGACAACCUCGUUAUAAUACGCGAAAUCUUUGAAUUGUUUGUUGAAAAUUGUCAAAAAAAUUAUUCUGUUGGUGAUAACAUUACUAUAUGCGAAUUUUUAAUCGAAUAUAAAGGUGAAUGCCCUUCUUAUCUGCAUGUUAAAGAAAAAUUUUCACGGUGUGGGAUGAAAAUAUAUGCUUCUAUUGAUACCAACAGUUUUUAUGUCUCCAAUAUGGUAAUCCAUGUAAAACAACAACUGAAAAGCACUUGCAAAGACUUAAACGAUCCGGAAAAUAUAGUACGAUACUUUGUUACAAAAGUUCAGGGACAGUCACAAAAUAUAAUUUUAAAUACAAGCCUGAGUAGUAUUCCAUUAAUAAAAAAUCUGUAUAAUAAUAAUAGUCAUAUAACUGUCAUUGGAAGUGUCGAUAAAAAUGAUCAGCAAAUUCCAUUAGAAUUCAUUACUAAAUCUAAUAAACCACCAAAUUCAUGUAUGUAUGGAUUUCGAGAAAACAUGAUUUUGUUGUCUUAUUUUUCUAAUAAAAACGAAAACACUAUAUUAUUCAGUACUCCAUCUAAUACUAAUGAUUUUGAUGAAGAAACUGUCGAUCACUCAUCAAUUAUAAAUUCAUAUGAGAAAGCAUUGAACGCUGUCAACAAAAUCAAACAAAUGAUUCAUGAAUAUUCUGUAGCCAGACGAACACGAAGAUAUUCAUUAAGUAUCUGGUUUUAUAUGAUUAACAUCGCCUGUUUAAACAGUUUUAUUGUUUACUGUUCAAAGAGUAAUAAUCAUAUUUCAAGAAGAGAGUUUUUAAAGCAAUUAGGCCUAAGGCUUGUAAAUGAUUCAAUCAAAGAUCGAGCAUCUGACAAAUACCUUGCUAAGCAAUUGCGAGAAAAUGCCGCUCAAUUUUCAUCAACACAGCCUUUUCAUCCCCAAAUUUACAAUGAAGUUGAAAACAAAGCUAUGCGUUGCACUGUAUGUCCUCGAAAACGAGACAUUAAAGUACGGACAUUCUGUUACCAAUGCAAAUUACCCAUGUGCAAAAAACAUAUGUCAUCAGUUUGCGAAAACUGUGUAAAUUCAGCCCUUAACGUCACAUAAAAAAUCAUUGAUUUUAAAUUUCUUGUUGAUUCUUACUUUAAACCAAUGCUUCCAGAUAAUAAUAAUAAUAAUAAUAAUAAUAAUAAAUGCUUUGAUCAAAAAAUUUUUUAUUUUCAAUAGAAUAUCAAAUAUUUUAUUAUUUUUAGUAAUUAGAUUCAUCGUAUAAAUGUCCAUUUAUUAAUUGCAAGUAAUUAUUAAACUCGUAAACUGAGUUUUCAAUCAAAUAACUUAUUUCUAGAUCUUUAUUACGAUUGUAAUUGACAUAUAUUACUAAAAGUACUGGGAGAACUUGAAAAAAUGAGCAAAUAAAUAUUCUC
Messenger RNA from Microplitis mediator, 2207 nucleotides. RefSeq lists its product as uncharacterized. The record is from RefSeq and is a predicted model, not a curated record. Lineage: Eukaryota; Metazoa; Arthropoda; Insecta; Hymenoptera; Braconidae. The transcript is spliced from 2 exons. The coding region runs from base 145 to 1890 and encodes 581 amino acids.